UUUUGGGGUGAAUUUUUUUUCGGAAAAUCUCAUUCAGAUAAAAUGGCAUUGUAACUAUAUUAUAACACUAUCAACAUGUUGGCACCUAAAUCAGGCCGUUUCUUUUAGUUUCAGUUGGCCUCAUUGAUGGAAGCUUUGAAAACCUGACCUUAAUAAACCUUGAUAACGAUUUCCAGUACGUAAUGUUAGAGAAAACAUUAAGCAAACAGCUCCAAUUACAGAGACUCUGUUGUUUAUAUCGGUAUGGCCAAUCAGAAGCCAGGACGAGUGUCACGUGAUUUCAAGCUCAGGAACAGACUUUAUUUUUGGGGUUCCAAGUUCUUCCGGUGGAUUUUCGACUAUUGAACUUCAUAUGACAACUCAGAGUAGCGCAGAUGUACGAGUUACAGUCCCUUUCCUGAAUUUCAAUCAACAUUAUGUAUUUACAAAACACACCUCCGUGAACAUCGGUCCUACUGUGGCGCAUAGUACCAAUGGAACCCAGUUUAAAGCUAUUGAAAUCCACUCGACUAGACCAAUCUGGGCUGCGAUAGUGACUACUGCGAAUUAUGAAUUAGAGGCAUUCUUGCUUCUUCCGGUGAACGCAUUAUCAACCGAAUACUUCAUUCCGUCGUACCACACAUACCGAUACCGUGCCGGUUAUAAGUUGUCCCAAUUCUUAAUCGUUGCAACUGAAGCUGACACGAGAGUGGCGAUUGAAUUUCCCUCCACAUUUACUCCAUGGGCAAAAGGACAAAUUCUGAUUGAAUUGCAAAAGUACGAAACGUAUCUGUUUCAAAAUCAAAUAGACACCACUGGAACACUUGUCACUAGUGAUAAACCAGUUUCUGUCGUCGCAGGUGAUAAUUAUGGUACAGUGCCUUUCAACGGCACUAGCUAUGGGUAUAUGGUUGAGCAAGUCCUACCAACCAGAUUCUAUGACUUCAAAUUCAUAGUUCCUGCACUUAGCCCACGCGACGACUACUACAUCCGCAUUUUCUCCAUUUAUGACGACACGGAGGUGAACAUGUACAAUUCAACAACACAUGACUCACACUUCUUGAAAAGGCUCGAGCCAUUUACAGGUCAUUUCAUGGCAGAACCGACUUUGUUGCUAGCUGAUAAGCCCAUUUAUGUGAUGAUUUACUCAACUAACAUUUUUAUGAUGACUGCGCAAGCCCUGUCACAGUUUCAGUCUGAGUAUGAAUUUACCCUUCAACGCUAUACGAGUGCUAACAUCAUUGCUGUAACUAUAAAGACAGCUGACGUCAAAGAACUUUAUCUUGACGGCAACAAACUUGACAUAAACAACACGAAAACCAUACAGGUCUCAUCCCCCCUGCAGGACUACAGUGUUCUCUAUAUCCCCGUCACUGGGGCAACUAUUCAUCGAAUCCAUCACUCUAGGCAGCGAAAGUUCGGGGCGGUACUGUACGAAUCCGGCAAUAGCUAUGCUUACGGAAUGCCUCUACAGAUGACACUCACAGAUAUUGGAUGUUACCUGACCAAUGGCACGAACAGUACGCUCGCCCCAGGACAAGGGUCUCAUCUGGGAUCUCAAAUUAACUACCAAGCUUCAGGUAAGGAUAUUCACUGCUUCAAUUGUGAGGAUAUGACUCAUCUCAAGUAUUGUGACAGGGUGACAACAUGUAGGGAAAACGAGGUUUGUUACGUCCAGAGCUACUCCAAGAGUCUCAACGCCGUUCGCUACAAGUCAGGCUGCACAAGUAAACUGAAUUGUCGGAGUCAUGGUUCAUCCGGGUGCUUUGAAUGUUGUGAUGGAAGUUACUGCAAUUUCCACGGGUGUCGUGAUAAUAGUCUGGUAGGGAUAUCCCAGAGAGGACCGUUCUGUUUUGAAUGUCGGCACAUUGGGGCCGGAGAUGUAUGUGAAACCGUGCAGCUGUGUUCAGUGACUGAGGCAUGCAUGGUUGAAGAAUAUAAGUGGGGCGAAAAUGACAGACAUUACAUCCAGGGAUGCACUGACGCUCAGCUCUGCAGUAGUACAAGAAAACGAGCCGUUGCUGAGCUGGACAGGGAUUGGAGGAAUGUGCCCGGCUGCUCUCACUGUUGUACAACAGAUUUCUGCAACUCAAACUGCACAACUGACAGCAUCAGCCCAGGAAUUAUUGGUUGAAGGCUGUUCGACAUCGCAACAGAUUUUGUGAGCUUAAACAUGUUUAUUAAACAAACUGAAUAUGUACGCAUUCAUUUUAAUAAACAAC
This is a messenger RNA of Mya arenaria, 2201 nucleotides long. RefSeq lists its product as uncharacterized. The transcript has 12 exons. The record is from RefSeq and is a predicted model, not a curated record. Lineage: Eukaryota; Metazoa; Mollusca; Bivalvia; Myida; Myidae. The coding region runs from base 353 to 2113 and encodes 586 amino acids.